GAUUGCUGGUGGAGAUACUGCUGUUGAGGGAUUCAAAGCUGCAGAAUGAAUGGUGAGCUGAGAGCCUUAGGACAGAAGCUUGAUCUUUCACUCGUGAGUUGUGAUGUAGAUGUUGUAGCUGCAGGUAAGAGACCAAACAUUGAGUUGGAUAAAGAGCAUUAUAGAACAGAUGGUCAUUGCAAAUGGUGGAAAAAAGGCGGUUAUCAUCUUAAUUUUUUUCAUGUAGACCAAACAUCGAGUUGGAUAAAGAGCAUUAUAGAACAGAUCGAGACUCCUGACCUCAAAAAGGUAGUUGCUAAGUUAUCAAAUGUAUAUCCAAAGGACACAAAAGCUCCAGCUGGUGGUGUUGAUCACAUGACAAAACUAUCAUAUUUGCAUGAGCCAGGAGUCCUCCAGAAGUUAAGAAUUAGAUACGAACUCAAUGACAUUUUUUAUGCCAAAUUUUCUUCAUGGGCAUUUACUAAAAAUGUGUUUUAUCACGUUCAGGUAAGAGGCCAAACAUUGAGUUGGAUAAAGAGCAUUAUAGAACAGAUGGUCAUUGCAAAUGGUGGAAAAAAGGCGGUAGACCAAACAUCGAGUUGGAUAAAGAGCAUUAUAGAACAGAUCGAGACUCCUGACCUCAAAAAGGUAGUUGCUAAGUUAUCAAAUGUAUAUCCAAAGGACACAGAAGCUCCAGCUGGUGGUGUUGAUCACAUGACAAAACUAUCAUAUUUGCAUGAGCCAGGAGUCCUGCAGAAGUUAAGAAUUAGAUACGAACUCAAUGACAUUUUUUAUGCCAAAUUUUCUUCAUGGGCAUUUACUAAAAAUGUGUUUUAUCACGUUCAGGUAAGAGGCCAAACAUUGAGUUGGAUAAAGAGCAUUAUAGAACAGAUGGUCAUUGCAAAUGGUGGAAAAAAGGCGGUAGACCAAACAUCGAGUUGGAUAAAGAGCAUUAUAGAACAGAUCGAGACUCCUGACCUCAAAAAGGUAGUUGCUAAGUUAUCAAAUGUAUAUCCAAAGGACACAGAAGCUCCAGCUGGUGGUGUUGAUCACAUGACAAAACUAUCAUAUUUGCAUGAGCCAGGAGUCCUGCAGAAGUUAAGAAUUAGAUACGAACUCAAUGACAUUUUUUAUGCCAAAUUUUCUUCAUGGGCAUUUACUAAAAAUGUGUUUUAUCACGUUCAGUUAAGAGACCAAACAUUGAGUUGGAUAAAGAGCAUUAUAGAACAGAUGGUCAUUGCAAAUGGUGGAAAAAAGGCGGUAGACCAAACAUCGAGUUGGAUAAAGAGCAUUAUAGAACAGAUCGAGACUCCUAAACUCAAAAAGGUAGUUGCUAAGUUAUCAAAUGUAUAUCCAAAGGACACAGAAGCUCCAGCUGGUGGUGUUGAUCACAUGACAAAACUAUCAUAUUUGCAUGAGCCAGGAGUCCUGCAGAACUUAAGAAUUAGAUACGAACUCAAUGAAAUUUACACUUGCACCGGAAACGUUCUAAUUGCAAUAAACCCGUUCCAAAAGUUACCUCAUUUGUACGAUGGUCAUAUGAAGGAAGAAUAUAAGGGAGCAUUGUUUGGAGAACUAAGUCCGCAUGUAUUUGCAGUAGCUAAUGCGUUUUACAGGUCUCUGUCAUUUAUUGAGUGGCCUAACAAUUAUUUUGCAUUUUUUCAACAUAUAAUUAUGUCUUUAAUGAAACUAGGGCUAUGAUUUAGGAGGGUAAAAGUAAUUCCAUUCUGGUCAGUGGUGAAAGUGGAACAGGUAAAACGGAGACAACCAAAAUGCUUAUGCAGUAUUUAGCAUAUUUGGGUGGUCGGAAAGCUACUGAAGGACGCACAGUUGAACCACAAGCUCUAGAAAUAUGAUACAUGACGUAUAGUUCUAUAUUAAAACUACUUAAUUAUUCUGUAAUUUGGAGCUUGCCAUAAAUAUACCCACAUAAAUAUAUACCUGACAGAGAACUAACCCAACUGAAUGCAUGCACCAUUCACUAAGGUUAAUCAGUUUUUACAUGCUCACUUACUCCUUCGUAUUCAAUAACCUUCCAUUUUUUUUUCUAUUUUAUUUGUUUAUUUUAUAGGAUCCACCCGUUAUGACGGAAGAUAUGCAUGAAGAAAGACUCUAUGCAGUUGAAGUCUUGGGGUAUUAAGUAUAUUGAGUAUUGGUGGUUUUCUAAACUAUUCACUUUUAUUAGAAUUUUUUUUACCUGUUAAUGGUUACUAGGUUUUCUCAAAAUUAGGUCCAACUGUAAGAUUUUCAUUUUCUUUUACAACUCAGGAAAUUGAUGCUUUAGAUGUUAAGAAGAAACUCAUGAUUUGUUUUUGCUUCAUGUCUCAAUGUUACAACAAAACGGAGUCCGAUUUCUUGCUUCUUCACCAACUAAAGGAUGAACCCUCAACACAAUUUGAAUAUGUCAUGUUCUUCAUAAUAGGAGGACGACUGUAACCUCUUCUUCAUAUCGAUGAUUAGUUUUGUUCUGAACAAUCACGUCCAGAGCUUCCAUUAGUUUUGUUAUGAAAAUCGAGUUCAGUUUGCAUUUUGUUUGAUAAUUUGCUAAUCUUAUUUUGGAAUUUGUUGACAGAGAUCAGGUGGGUUAUUUUAUUUUGCUGCGGCAGAGAAGAAAGAUUUGAACGAUUUGGCGCCUGAUGUUUGGUCUUUGACUGGUAUUUAUGACAGGUGCUAUUCUUAUGAAGGAUCUUCUUCAUUUUCUAGAUACACAUGCUGCACAUCUACAACUUCAUGCAUUAUAUCAUCCAGGUUGGAUUAUUUUUCUCUAAUUUAUUACACCGAAAUUACUUUUUCGGUCAACCAUAUGUAUUGUUAUACUCUUUUGCUGAAAGAAGGAACCGAACCCAUUAAUGUUGAUUAGUAUUUAAAACAAACAACAUGGUUAUUUUUUAAAAAUUUAUUGUUACAUAGGUGUAGAGUGAUUGUCACUGAUUAUUUGAUAUGUUGAUUCGCACACUUUUCCCUUUAACUACCAAAGUGAAAGGGUCGCUAUUGGCAUGAAUUUUGAUCAAAUUUGUUGGUUUCACUUUUAGUCUUUUGGAAAACAUGUAUUAACAUGCAACAUUUCGUAACAUGGUACUAACGAGUUUUGAUUUUUUUGAGAUGGUUGGAUAUCCAAAAAAUCAACUCUGUAAGUUAUGUUUAUUAUUCAUAUAUUUAUAGGUAAGCCGUUUUUUGAUUGACUUAGAUAAUAGUAGGAACACGGUGCAAGAUAAAAGGAGCCACACACUUGAUUGCUAUAUUGAAAAGCAUAAAACUGGUACAGCCUUUUGUCAGUGACUACGAAUCACUUACCGAUAUAGGGAACUUAAGAGUUUAUUUUUUCGUAUCCAAAAUCACAUAGUAUGUUUACUUAUUGAAAUGAAAAACAAGAUUAACAAUUGUGAUGAUUUCAAGUAUGAUUAUGAUAAUAAUCUAUAUAAACAUUUGGUGAUACUUGGUCUAGAAUGGAAUUGCCAUAUUAGGAUAAGUUAUCUAACCUCAAACAUAGGGUUAAAUUGGUCUCUAGAUAGUAGAUAUGUUUGGCCUUUUUUGUUAGUUGAAACCAUAUGAUGAUUUAUUGGCCCUUAAUUAACUUAACUAUUAGUUUUAAAGGGGUAGAGUACAGGAAGUUACUGGUGCUACAAAUGAAUUGCAACGACGUUCAAGGAAUAUUUUACCACCUGCAGCAGAUGAUUACUCUAAUAACAGCACAACUUCAUGGGGAAAACCGUUAGUAAAACUACUACAAAUGUAAGAUACUUCAUGUUGACUUUUUUCACACUUUGCUUAUAUGUUACUUGAAUUUCUUUAAGGGCUUCUAUUGAUCUUUUGGUGUAUAUUUGUUUGUUUGUAGUAAUUCUAUUCAUUUUU
Helianthus annuus (common sunflower) is the source of this 3831-nucleotide messenger RNA. RefSeq lists its product as uncharacterized. The coding region runs from base 46 to 1680 and encodes 544 amino acids. The record is from RefSeq and is a predicted model, not a curated record. Gene Ontology annotation, biological process: vesicle transport along actin filament; actin filament organization. The transcript is spliced from 13 exons. NCBI's taxonomy places the organism in Eukaryota, Viridiplantae, Streptophyta, Magnoliopsida, Asterales, Asteraceae. Gene Ontology annotation, cellular component: myosin complex; cytoplasm; actin cytoskeleton. Gene Ontology annotation, molecular function: microfilament motor activity; ATP binding; actin filament binding.